Molecule: messenger RNA, 2116 nt
Organism: Anoplophora glabripennis (Asian longhorned beetle)
Lineage: Eukaryota; Metazoa; Arthropoda; Insecta; Coleoptera; Cerambycidae
Product: facilitated trehalose transporter Tret1-like
Exons: 4
Coding region: 293-1936 (547 amino acids)
Biological process (GO): transmembrane transport
Cellular component (GO): membrane
Molecular function (GO): transmembrane transporter activity
Source: RefSeq, a predicted model, not a curated record
CAGUCAUUUGCCGGUACGCGGAACAUUUUUAUAUCCUCUUCAAGUUAUCGUUGCAUUCGCGUCCUGUUUACAAAGCGAAACGUGCCCUACUGGAAAAUUUUAUAAUAAAUAGAUAAUGUAAUAAUUGUUUCUUUUGAGUAUUAAUAACAGUGUAAACUUUUAUUAAUUAUCAAUCCAAGUUCCAAGUACAAUAACCUAUUAUUUGUUAUUGAUGUGCAUUUCAUGGAUAUCUAAAUAAAUAUUGGUUGAUGUGAGCUGUUGUACCAGACACUGUUUCGUGCUAUACAGAGUGAUGUUAAAUAGGAGUGAAACAGCUAGUCCUGAAGAGCGAUCAGCCCUUAAGGAAGCAUUACCACAAAUAAUAGCGGUAUGCGUAAAAAACGUUCUUCUAUUAGGUUUUGGUAUGACUUUAGGAUUUCCUACCAUCCUAAUACCUAGUUUAUCAGGAAAUGAUCCAAAAGAACAGAUACUGUUAGGACAAGAAGCCAUAUCAUGGAUCAGUUCCAUAAAUUUAAUAUGUGUACCUGUAGGCUGUGUGAUGUCGGGGGCAAUAACACAACCAUUAGGAAGAAAAAGAGCAAUGCAAUUGGUCAACAUUCCAUUUUUAACUGCUUGGCUGUUAUUUCACUUUUCUGAGGAACCCUGGCAAAUUUUUUUAGCCCUCAGUAUUACUGGAGUCAGUGGAGGACUGCUGGAGGCACCUGUUCUGACCUAUGUAGCAGAAAUAACUCAACCCCACCUAAGAGGAAUUUUGUCGUCCACAAGCUCGAUGGCUGUGAUGUUAGGCAUUUUAAGUCAAUUCUUAUUAGGAGCGCUUCUUCGUUGGAGAACAAUAGUUUUAAUAAACUGUGCGGUACCUAUAUUAUCGUUCGUUUUAUUAAUAUUCGUGCCUGAGACUCCGAUAUGGCUCAUUUCUAAAAAGAAAUUUGACGAGGCUAGAAAGAGCAUAGCUUGGCUGCGGGGAUGGGUGCCUGUACAAAACGUCGAGAACGAAUUUCAAGAGCUUUGCAAACAAAGGCUGCAAGAAGAAACAAGGCACGUUAAAUCAGAGUUGACGGAAGAUUUAACAAAUAAAAUGGAUGGUACAAAGAAGCCAUCUAAUAUUGAAAACUUGAAAUUAUAUUCCACGAAACAAUUUUUAUGGCCAUACUUUGUGGUUAGCCUGGUUUUCUUUUUAAGCCACUUUAAUGGAAAUACUACUUUGCAAAUUUACGCUAUUAAAAUAUUUUCCACGUUGAAGACCCCUAUUGAUAAGUACUACGCCACCGUGAUAUUGGGGAUUGUACAGUUCCUAGGAUGUAUCAUUUGUGUAGUUUUUGUUAAUAUUCUUGGGAAAAGAACGAUUAAUUUUAUUUCUCUUUUGGGAUCUGGAAUCUGCUUCAUCGUAGUAGCUACCUAUGCAUACUUUAUAGAUGUCAAAUACUUUGAAGAUACAGUAAAGAUAAAUGGAACUAGUAACGCAACACACGAAAGUACGUUUAAUGAAGUACCCAUUCAAGAUUUCCGAUGGAUACCAGUCACGUUUUUGGUUGCUUCGGCUUUCCUAAGUUAUGUAGGAAUAAAAAUUUUGCCUUGGAUUCUGACCGGAGAGGUUUACUUUAGUAAAGUUCGCGCCACAGCUUCCGGCAUAUCGGGUGGAACAGGGUAUAUUUUCAGUUUCUUGGCGAACAAAAUAUUCCUGAGCAUGGUCUCUUGUUUCACUCUGCCGGGAGUAUUUUGGUUUUAUGGAACAGUAAGUGUAGUAGGUACUAUUCUUCUGUAUUUCUUGCUACCAGAAACUGAAGGAAAAUCUCUUUUUGAGAUCACAGAACACUUUGCUGGACGAAAUAAUUUGACCAACAGUGUUCGAAGAAAAAAAAUCCAACAUUCAUCUGGAAAAAACAACGAAGCGUUUGAACCAGACAUCCACAACGGACAUGUUGAAAGUAGAUUAUAAAAUGUUAACACAGCAAAUUAUUUAUUUAUAUCUUAUUUUUAAUUAAUAAUUUAAUAAUUAAUAUAUGUAUUAGUGUUAAACGCUUUGAUUUUUACCUGGUAACAAAACAAAUUUUCUUUAGAUACCUAAGCUUAUUUGUGAGUUAGAAAAUAUUUGUAAAUAGAAAAUAAAUUUCACCAG